UUCGGAGCUGAUAUAACCCCACGUGGACCCUGUUAGAGGUAGAGAAGGUGACAUUAAAACCUUUCUAGGAAUUAUCCCGGUCGCCUGCAGUAAUGAACGUCACCUCACCAACAAACAAGCGAGUCUAGGUUGGCCAUUGGUGCGCAACGCGACACCUUCGGUUAUCAUGGCAACGACUGCCUUUAAGCGAUGGCUGAAACACAAAAUCUCUACGGACAAUCCGCCGAAAGCUGAAGACGGCCAUGCCACGCCGGAGCCGCCGUACCGCGCAGAUUGGCCCAUCCUCCCGGCAACCACAGCAAACUGCAUGGGACCAAACUACGGGCUCUUCGGGACGUUGCCGCUGGAGGUCCGGCAACGGAUCUUGGCCCAGGCAUUCGGCAGCCGCACUUUACACGUUGACCUCACCUACGAUCACCCACUCGUCCGCAAGUCACAACUCAGCAUGGGCAGAAGAAUGAGAACGUUCCUGUCGCCACGUGCGGACGAGAAGGGGGCACGAGCCAGUCGCCGCCGCCACUGCGGCUUGGGAUCCGAUCUCGUCCGCGACACCAGCCAGCCAAAGCGAUGGCAGUGGUUUAGUUGCGUGUGCCAUCGCCGUGUGGUCGAAGCCGAUCCGAUCUGGGCAGGCGACCCUGGACCAUUCCCACCACGAUUGAGGCUCGAGCCAUGGAAGGACGGUUGUAUCACUGCGCCAAGUUUUGAGAGAGAUCCUUCGGAAUGGGGUACGCUAUGUCGCUGUGAACCCAUAGUAGUGCAUUCCGACCGUCCCAUGGCAGACGAUGAGUGUUUCAUUGGUAUUAUGGGCUGGUUGUUGGCGUGUCGACAGGCCUAUAUCGAUGGCAUCGACAUCCUGUACCGGACCAACGCCUUUCACAUCUCCAGCCUGCCCCUCCUGCUGGACCUCCCCCGUCUGCUGCCGCCGCAUCACCUAGCGCGCAUCCCCGCGCUCGAACUGAUAUGGGACCUUUUUGACCACCGCAAGACCAUCAACUCCAAAAUCAUGUCCGCCGUCUACGAGCGAGCACAGGCCGCCUCGGGCUCGCCUCUCGAGUCCACUAACACGGCAUUCCACGACCUCUGCGAGCUGAUCCCGCGGACGUUCCCAGACGCGCGCAACGUCUACGUCGCUCUGCUGGCCGACGUAAGCCCGCCCGUGAUGGAGAGCCGGCGGGACAUGAUGUCCCUGUUCGAGAGGGCCGUGCUGGGUCCCGUGGAGGACAUGUUCCGCGCGAUGGGCCCGGCGCCGGAGGAGAAGGAGUUCAGUCUUGCCCUGCAAUCGAAGGCUUUUCACCCCCUCUCGGCACGUCAUUGGCGGGAGCGUCAUCAUGUCGAUCCCAGCGUUUACUAUGCGCGCGGGGAUUGCUGCUACUACUACCCGGAGGCGCUACGGAGAGAGCGUGUUGAGGAGCGCGAAGGGAGGUGGUGCUGGGUGCGAGACGGGGUGCUGUUUGAUGAGCUAAGAGCGUGGAGGCCGUUGGACGGUGAUGGCCUGGCUGGGUACUGGCUGCGUCCGGGGUACCAUGAUUAUUGGCAUUAUAUGCUGCAAUGUAGGGCUUUUGGGGGAGGGUCUCAUGCUGUCGACUCAGACGAUUGGCUCUAUGAGUGGGACACCGAGUGAGAUUCGGUUCCGGUAACAUGGCACACGUUGGUACGAGCUCAACUACCUAAGUCAGGUAGUUAUGGUAGGUGAUUACCAAGUAACGAAAGGCUUAACGGCUUUGGAGGGAGCUUAUAUUAUGGCAAUCCUUCAGGUAAUACGAGUUCUUCUCAAAGCGUCCACGACCCCAGGUAUCAGGCCUCAGGACCCUGUCUGGAAGAGGCUAUCCCGGCUCGAUGAAGGGUUGGAUGGCAAGCAGCUACUAGCGCUCCACAACGUGUAGCACAUUUGAUGGUAAAGAUAGGUAAGAUAGGG
Messenger RNA from Chaetomium strumarium, 1915 nucleotides. RefSeq lists its product as uncharacterized. Lineage: Eukaryota; Fungi; Ascomycota; Sordariomycetes; Sordariales; Chaetomiaceae. The record is from RefSeq and is a predicted model, not a curated record. The transcript is spliced from 2 exons. The coding region runs from base 167 to 1621 and encodes 484 amino acids.